This is a messenger RNA of Microplitis demolitor, 1597 nucleotides long. RefSeq names its product SET domain-containing protein SmydA-8 (gene SmydA-5). Bases 67 to 1497 code for a protein of 476 amino acids. Lineage: Eukaryota; Metazoa; Arthropoda; Insecta; Hymenoptera; Braconidae. The transcript has 5 exons. Gene Ontology annotation, molecular function: protein binding. The record is from RefSeq and is a predicted model, not a curated record.
GGGUACUCCAAGUGUGACAGUCAAGACAGUUUAGUAAAUGUAUGCUGACUACAAUAUUUGUUGAAAAUGGAAGCUGAGUCAGGAAUAUGUGAAGUUUGUAAAUCAGAAGCUAAACAUCGUUGCACGGGUUGCAAAAUGAAGUUUUACUGUGGUGCAGCUCAUCAACGUGACGAUUGGCCGCAACACAAACUCACCUGUCGUUCCUGGGAAAUAAACGAGUCUCCAGAACUGGGAAAACAUUUGAUAGCAACCCGGGAUUUGAACCCUGGAGAUUUAGUGAUAGCGGAGACUCCGUUGGUUUGGGGACCAGCGAGACACACUGAGCGUAUUUGCGUCGGCUGCGGGGACCCAAAUGUCCGGGUCCGAUGUCCAGGAUGCUCAUGGUAUGCGUGCAAAGUAUCAUGUGACGGACUCGUUGACGAAAACCGGCACGCGGUCGAGUGCAAAGUACUCGAGGGCCUGCGUCUUAUUCCUUCGUACGAUUUCCUCAUGGUCUUGAGGAUGAUUCUGAUUUACAAGAAGAGUCCAGGGCGCUGGCGGACUCUCGAUAGUCUGGAGAGCCAUCAAGAAGAUCGGGGACGAGAUACUGAAGCUUACGAGGAAACAGAGAUGAUGAUUGAGCAAUUGGAACCGAUUAUUGAAGCUCUGGCUGUUGAUAAAGAGGUUGUACGUAAAAUUUGUGGACUUAUCGAUGUCAAUGCAUUGGAGACAAAUCCUCCCGAAGGUUCCGUUGCUAUCUAUCAGUACGCUUGUCUACUUGAACACUCGUGUCUCGCUAAUACGCGUCAUAAUUUUACUGUCGAUUAUAAAGGACGCCCGAGAAUUAUCGUCACCGCUGCUACAUUUAUUAAAAAAGGCCAGCAUAUAAGCACAACAUACACUCACGUGUUAUGGUCAACCAGAGCCCGCCGUGAGCAUUUAUUAGCAACAAAAUACUUUGCAUGUCACUGCGAGCGGUGUAAAGAUCCAACGGAGUUAAAAAGUCACUUGAGUACUCUCAAGUGCACAUGCGGAUCUGGUCUUGUGUUACCUAAAGAUCCUCUUGAUUUAGAUACCGAGUGGUCUUGCAACUCAUGCCCAGGAACUUUAACAUCAUCAGAAGUGUUGCAAUUAACAGAUCGUCUGGACGAAGAAGUUGAAAACGCAAUGACUACCGCCAAAGAAUCAGUACUAAGUGAUUUAUUAUCAAGAUUGCAAGUACUUUUACAUCCUGGUCAUCAGCAUUGCAUUGCAGUCGCACACUCGCUUAUCCAACUGCAGUCUCCCGAUAAUCCGCAAAAACGUGAAUUAUGUGUACGCAUCCUAGAGACAACAUCAAUACUAGAUCCUUAUGGUACUCGACUUUGUUUAUAUACGGCGGUGGCAUUACGAGAGUUAGCUGGAUGCCCUGGGGAAGAUCGUCAGCUUAAUUUGAAACGUGCUAUUGAGUUACUUAAACAUGAGCCAGCUCAAAGUCCCGGUGAAAAAUUCAAAAAACUCAUAGAGACUGAAUUAUAAUUUAUUAUUUAUAAUUAAUAAAUAUAUAAUAAAAGUUAAUUAGCAAUUUAUUUAAUAUAACUAAUUAAGCGGCAUAAGGACUUCGGGGUAUUUUUACAGU